AUUUCUGAAACAAGAUUCAACAUUUUGCUGGUUUCAGAUGAGAGACUGGAGACACUGGACCUCCCCCUGCCCUCUGCUCCACACACUCCACCCUUUCAACACAGGAAAGUCAUACCCUGGUAUUUCUGGGAACUCAUGAAUAGCAAAAAUUUGAGAUUACAUUAUCCAAUUAUUUGAGCACUUUUCUUGGUUCCUUAUGAAUAUUCAAUAAUAUGUAAAUUGACAACACCCAUUUCUGAGUAUAUAUUCAUCUUGAACCGUGUUGCAUCUUUAGAGGAGACUUUUCUUCAACUCUCUCUGCAGCACUUCAUCCUUUAAUAGAUAGAUCUCUGCUUGAGUGCAGAUUGUAGCUGACUUCAUUCUCUCUCCAGCUCUGAGGAACCUCCACAAUAGAGACGGACCAAACGUCUGUGGUGCAGAAGCAACCUGAGCAGAUAAAGUCACAGUUUGGAGAAAUGGGAAACAGCACAGGGAGACACAGAGAGACACCAGGAUUGUCCCCAACACCUCUGUUCACAAAUACGUUCUACCGAAUCCCAGCUCUAAUCUACAUUGACCAAACCUUUCUGGCUUUUGCUGAGAAGCGAACCUCAAUCAAGGAUGAGCAUGCGAAAGUGCUGGUCCUCAACAGGGGAAAGCGGCAGAAUGGAAGUGUUCAGUGGUCAGGUGUUGAGGAGCUCAAAGAAGCAAAGAUGCUGGAUCAUCGCACCAUGAACCCGUGUCCUGUCUAUGACGAAAAAAACAAACGUCUCUUUCUGUUCUUUAUCUGUGUGCGUGGUAGUAUCACUGAGCAAGAGCAGAUAAAGUCAGGUAAUAACGCUGCUAGGUUAUGUUACAUUACUAGCAGUGACAGUGGUGAGACUUGGUCAGAAUUGACAGAUUUGACAGAAAGCGUGAUUGGUGAUGAGAUCCAUAAUUGGGCCACGUUCGGUGUAGGACCUGGACACGGCCUUCAGAUGAAGGAUGGUGGCAGACUCAUCGUUCCUGCUUACGCUUAUACAUGUUGUGUUAAUCUCUGUUGUUGUGCUACACUCUGUUGUCCUGCCAAACCCUAUUCUUUUGCAUUCUAUAGUGACGAUAAAGGCACUACCUGGAAAUUUGGAAAUAAAUUAAGUGUCGAGUCCAUUGAGUGUGAGAUGGCAGAGGUGACUAUCAAGGGCAAGAACGUGUUAUACUGCAGUGCAAGAAGCACUAAGGGUCAUAGAGUGGAGGCUUUUAGUGAGGACAAAGGAGAGAGUUUUCAAAUAAUGAAAAGUAAUGCGAAAUUGGUGGAGCCCCCUAGUGGCUGCCAGGGGAGUGUAGUGAGCUUCCAGCAUGGAAAUGAAACAUGGCUCAUGUUUUCACACACAACUGACAAAAAGGAGAGAAAGAAUCUUGGGAUUUAUUUGAAUAAGACUCCUAAAAAUCCCGCAGGAUGGGCUGAACCAUACAUCAUCAAUCACGGCACCAGUGGAUACUCUGAUGUGGUUCAGUGUGACCAGGAGAACUUUGCUUGCCUCCUGGAGCGUACGACGGAUAACUCCAAAGAAAUCGUUUUUGUGAGGUUUCAGCUCAGCGAUAUGCCAAAUCUGUAGAUGUAUUUACCUGCGUAGUAAAAAUAACCGACUUUACACCUGAAACAGAACAGAACUUAGGACAGAGGCGAGGCGACUGAUGCUGAACUUCUCAGUGACAGACACGGGGUUCAGAAACACACACACCUUCAGUUACAGUUUAUUUACCAAGAUUUAUGACCAUGAGUAAAAAAAAUGACUUGCUUUUUGUGUCAGAGAUGAGAACACAUCGACUUAAAGACAGACAGAGAUUAAAGCAGAGGUUUAACCUUCUGACUACUGAAAAUCCUGCAGUUAUUACAGGGCUGUGAAAACAUCUAUAACCACUGUAUCUGUGUUCAUUUCCAUCUCUCACUCUUCAUUACGUACUUCACGAUCGAGCUUUCUCAGUAAUUUGGCCACAGCUUUGGAAUGAUUUGCCAAUAGAAUUAAGAUUAUCACCCUCUCUGUCCAUCUUUAAGUCCCUUUUAAAAACGUAUCUCUUUUCCUCGGCAUUUCUAUAGUUUUCCUUUUCAUUUUCUUCUUACUUUAAUUACUUCUUACUUUUUUUGUUUAAUUCUAUUUUGCUUUUUAUUAUUAUCUCCUGUCUUAAUAUCUUUUUAUUUUUUCUGAGUAUUUUUUUAUUAACACUUUUUUAUUGUACAGCACUUUGGUCAGACCUGUGGCUGUUUUAAAUGUGCUUUAUAAAUAAAGUGAUGAAAGUGA
Tachysurus vachellii is the source of this 2258-nucleotide messenger RNA. Its product is annotated as sialidase-3-like. The record is from RefSeq and is a predicted model, not a curated record. Gene Ontology annotation, biological process: oligosaccharide catabolic process; ganglioside catabolic process. The transcript has 3 exons. The coding region runs from base 456 to 1574 and encodes 372 amino acids. Gene Ontology annotation, cellular component: lysosome; cytoplasm; membrane. NCBI's taxonomy places the organism in Eukaryota, Metazoa, Chordata, Actinopteri, Siluriformes, Bagridae. Gene Ontology annotation, molecular function: exo-alpha-sialidase activity.